CGUCCCUGGGCCACCGAGGCGAUUCUCUGGCUGAGCCGCUGCUCCGGCUCGCGGCCCCGCGUCCCGUCCGGCUGGGUCGGCCUCGUCGGCUCCCCUGUCCUUGAGGAGAGCGGCCGCGCCCGCGAUUGUCCGCAGCAGUUGUUGGUGUCCACCCUGGGACUGGAGGAGGAAGUCCUUCCUUUGAGCUCCACAGUUUAACAGACGGUACUGAUGAGCGGCUGCCUUGAGAAGAGAUGACCUGAUCAGAACCAACUAGGAAAGUCAGUACAAAACAUUCAAAUCUGGAUAUUAUGGCAAGCAGUGCAUCAACUCCUAAGGAAAUGGAAAUUAAAAAAAAUAAUUUGAGUUCAAGCCAAAUUCCAAAACUGAUUUCCAAAAAUGGAAAUUAUUUAGAAAUAAAAUCUGAGGAAUUUGAUGUAUAUAACCCCAGUGGACUUCAUGAAGUGGAAGCAGAAGGAAAAUGUGAUAGCAUUAAUGUGCCUGGAAACUCUCUUCAAUGCUAUGAGCCUCUUAAUGAGUAUCACAAGAUUCAGACUGUACAGCAGCCAUUUGAACAUAAUGCACAAUGGAAAGCCUUCAAAAUGAAGAAGACAUUUGCAUUUGGGAGUGUUCAUAUGGAAGAGACAUGUAAUAAGGAGACAACUCAGAUGGAGAAGAAAAGUCUCCAUAAAUGUUCUAAGCCAAGUAAUUAUCAACAAACCUAUAAAAGAGAGAAAUUCAGUGAAUAUUUUGAAUAUGGGGAACCUCCCAUUUACAAAACUGAUCUUAUAAUAAGCCAGGUGCCCCAUACAGAGAAUAAAUCGCGUGCGUGUGAACCCUAUGGAAAACCAUUUAGCAGUCAAUCCUGCCAUACCAUGUAUCACAGCAGUCAUAUAGUGGAAAAUCUCCAUGUAUUUGGUGAAUGUGGAGAAACCCCGUAUCAGAAGUCAGACCUCAUUAGAAAUCAGAUUCACACAGGGGAGAAACCUUAUGAGUGUAAUGACUGUGGGAAAGCCUUUGGCCGUAAGUCACACCUCAAAAUGCAUCAAAGAAUCCACACAGGGGAGAAACCUUAUGAGUGUAAUGACUGUGGGAAAGCCUUUGGCCAUAAGUCACAUCUCACAAUGCAUCAAAGAAUCCACACAGGGGAGAAACCUUAUGAGUGUAAUGAUUGUGGCAAAGCCUUUGGGCGUAUGUCACACUUAACAGUGCAUCAGAGAACUCAUACAGGAGAGAAACCAUAUAAAUGUAGUGACUGUGGAGAAGCUUUUGGCCGUAAGACAUCCCUCAUAAUGCAUCAAACAGUUCACAUGGAUGAGAAACCUUAUGAAUGUGAUGACUGUGGAAGAGCUUUUGGCCACAUGUCAUCCCUCAUAAUACAUCAGAAAAUCCACACAAGGAAGAAACCUUAUGAAUGUAGUGACUGUGGCAAAGCCUUUGAUAAUAAGUCCCACUUAAUAGUUCAUCAGAGAAUUCACACAGGGGAGAAACCUUUUGAAUGCAGUGACUGUGGCAAAGCCUUUAGCUGUACAUCACAACUCAUAAAACAUCAGCGAAUUCACACAGGGGAGAAACCAUAUGAAUGUAAUAUAUGUGGGAAAGAUUUUAUCGAGAAGUCACAGUUGAAGAAACAUCAGAGAGUUCACACAGGGGAGAAACCUUAUGAAUGUAAUCACUGCGGGAAAGGCUUCAUCCAGAAGCCACAACUCACAAUACAUGAGAGAACACACACAGGAGAGAGACCUUUUGAAUGUAGUGACUGUGGAAAAACUUUUCGAAGUGCAUCACACCUCAUAAGACAUCAGAAAACUCAUACAGGGGAGAAACCUUAUGAAUGCAGUGACUGUGGGAAAGCUUUUGCUCAGAAGUCGUGCCUUGUAAUACAUCAGAGAAUUCACACAGGGGAGAAGCCCUAUGAAUGUAAUGACUGUGGGAAAGAUUUUGCCCAGAAGUCACAACUCAUAAAACAUCAAAAAACUCACACAGGGGACAAACCUUAUGAAUGUAACAACUGUGGAAAAGGGUUUAUCCAGAAGUCAAAAUUGAUACUACAUCAGAGAACACAUACAGGGGAGAAGCCUUAUGAAUGUAAUGACUGCGGAAAAGCUUUUUAUCAUAGAUCAUCCCUCAUAAAACAUCAGAAAAGCCAUACAGGGAGAAACCGUAUGAAUGUAAUGAUCAUGGAAAAGACUUUAUGCAGAAGCCACAAUUCCUAUUACAUCAAAGAGCAGAUACAAGGGAGAAAGCUUAUGAAUGUGGCCAUGGAGAGAAGCCACAACUCAAAAUAAGUCAUAAAACAGACGCAGAGAAACCCCAUGAAUGUAAUGACCAUGUUGAAGCCGUUAUUCAGAAACCACAGUUCACAGUACAACAAA
Molecule: messenger RNA, 2354 nt
Organism: Ochotona curzoniae (black-lipped pika)
Lineage: Eukaryota; Metazoa; Chordata; Mammalia; Lagomorpha; Ochotonidae
Product: zinc finger protein 260-like
Biological process (GO): regulation of immune system process; negative regulation of transcription by RNA polymerase II; regulation of cytokine production
Source: RefSeq, a predicted model, not a curated record